AGCCAUCUUCAGCAGACGGACAGCGCCGCGUGCAUCAUGAACGGGAGCUUAGCGAACGGAUUGAACGAGGGCCUUAAUGCGCCACCGCCGAAGAUCGCCUUCGAUCGGAGCAUUUCCGCGUACAGUGAGCGAGAUGUGCAGUGCGGGUUUUGGGUUUGCCGUGGACCGUUCUGGCAACGACUUGCCAGCAAGAAGCUGUAUGUGCUGCUGUUCGGUUUGAUUGGAUGUAUUCUCAACUCCACUACGUCCUACUUUUACGGCACACUGACAACGGUGGAGAAAAGCAUCCAGAUAUCGUCUCGCACCGUUGGUAUUAUAACGGCCGGAUCCGAUCUUUCCUUUGUGCUGGCAUCGCUCUUCCUCUCGUACUAUGCAUCGAACCGCCGGAAACCGCUGUGGAUUGCUAUGGGGAUCGUCAGCAUGGCACUGUCCUGCUUCGUGAACGCAUUGCCCCAUUUUCUGUUCGCCAAGGGACGGGAAGAACUGGAGCAGAAUGCUGGAAAUUGGACGAAAGGUGCGGAUAACCUUUGCCGAGAGGAUCGACUAGCGCCCGAUUGCUCACUGGACGUGGGUGAUAUAAGGCCACAGCUCGUACUAUUUUUCGGCAGUUUCCUCUCCGGUAUAGGGACAUCCCUGUACUUUACGCUCGGACUCACCUACCUCGACGAUAACGUGCGCAAGGAGAAGGUACCGUUCCUUUCGAGUCUAGCCGCCUUUGGACGGCGCAUGGGCCCGCUAGUUGGCUUCUCGUUAGCAUCGCUCUGUUUGAAGUACUUCGUGCACGUGGGUGUUGAACCGGGCUACAAUCAAAGCGACCCACGCUGGAUCGGUGCCUGGUGGAUGGGAUGGUUAGUGCUCGGCUCAACGCUAAUCUUCAUUGCACCCUUCUUCGCUAGCUUCCCGAAGGUUCUACCCAGAACAGCGGAACGCAUAUCACUUUCACGACAGGCAAGUCGAACCAGUGGUACGAAUUCUACCACUGCCGAGGACGAUGUCGACCGGGACAGGAAGGUGUCGUUUAGUGACAUGUUGGUGACGGUACGACGCCUUGUCACCAACAAGGCCUACGUGUUCAAUAACGCAGCGAGCAUCUUCUACUUCUUCGGGUACAUGCCGUUCUUCCUGUUUCAGUCAAAGUACAUCGAGAUUCAGUACCGUCUUACACCGUCCCAGGCAAACAUGGUGACAGGAUCUGUCUCGCUCGUAUUUUCCGCCCUAGGGAUACUGAUCGCGGGUAUGGUGAUUCAAAAAUUAAGAGUCACCUCCAGACAGUUAGCCGGCUGGAACGUUAUCACCAGCAUUCUUUCGGCGGCUGGCAUCUGUGGAUACGCAUGGUUCGGUUGUUCCGCACUCAAUAAUGCAGAUAUUGUGUCGAAUUCUCAGGAUGCGUCUUGUAGUUUGGGUUGUAAUUGCGACUUUGUGAAGUAUGCACCAAUAUGUGGAAGUGAUGGACAAACGUAUCUCUCACCGUGUCACGCCGGUUGUAGAGAUAUGUUCAAGGAUCCUAGUGGAACGAUGCUUUACUCAAACUGUUCCUGCAUUCCAAGCCUGCUAUCCAACGGCGACAACAUGACGACCAGCUUUGGCUCCGCCGUAUCCGGUAGCUGUCCCGUGGAUUGCUGGACUCCGUUCUACUUCUUCCUUAUUGUGAUGUGUCUGAACAAGUUUAUCGGUGGAACAGAAUCAGCGGCCAAUUUCCUGAUUGGAUUAAGGUGUGUUGAGCCCCGUGAUAAGGCAAUUUCCAUGGGUUUCUCGAUGGCAAUCAACACACUGUUUUCCUUUCUUCCUGCACCGAUCGUGUUCGGUGCGAUCAUCGAUCGUACCUGUGUGCUGUGGGGCAGGACCUGCGCUAAAAAGGGCAACUGUUGGCUUUACGAUGGUGAAGCAUUGCGUGUCUCGAUGAACUAUACUGCGGCCGUAUUCGUCAUCAUAGGGACCUGCUUCGAUAUGGGUACCUGGUACUAUUCCAAAAACUUCAAAAUAUUUGACGACGCACCCGGCGAGGAGGAUGCAAAGAGCCCGAUAGAAAAGGAACUCGUUACGCUCGUUAGCAAAGAGAAGGAAGAUCCGGUUCAGGCCACACGAGUUAACUAA
Messenger RNA from Anopheles maculipalpis, 2094 nucleotides. Its product is annotated as solute carrier organic anion transporter family member 74D-like. Gene Ontology annotation, cellular component: membrane. The coding region runs from base 37 to 2094 and encodes 685 amino acids. NCBI's taxonomy places the organism in Eukaryota, Metazoa, Arthropoda, Insecta, Diptera, Culicidae. Gene Ontology annotation, biological process: sodium-independent organic anion transport; transmembrane transport. The record is from RefSeq and is a predicted model, not a curated record. Gene Ontology annotation, molecular function: protein binding. The transcript is spliced from 7 exons.